Molecule: messenger RNA, 2516 nt
Organism: Stylophora pistillata
Lineage: Eukaryota; Metazoa; Cnidaria; Anthozoa; Scleractinia; Pocilloporidae
Source: RefSeq, a predicted model, not a curated record
GUCGCGUCCUCGGGCGAGACACUUUACACUCGAAGUGCCUUUUUCAACCCACUGGAUUGUAAAUGGCUAUCAUAUCAUCACUUAUCUAGGCAGCACCCUGCCUCAGAGGUGACUAUCAACUUUGGUUGGAAAAUCCGCCCCAGUGUCAAACUCGGACUCUCUGGAUACGUUUAGUAAUAUAAAUACUUGCGUGAGCUUGUUUUAUCAAGCCGCCAGUCCAGUGAAAGAGGUUGUGAAAAGAAACAUGGCGGAUACUUGAAGCCAAAAAGUUAAACUACAACAGAAAUGAAUACCAUUCCUGUGAUUCCUGAAAGAUGACUUUUGCUUUCAAAGUUCUUUUCCUGGCAUUAUUGGAACUUUGUCUUUUUGUGGAAUAUGACCUAGCACCUUUGUUUUACGUAAAGCCGAUACCAGAGACAGAGAUCCAAAUUCUAGGCACGAUCAGCAGCGUGUGGCAAGAGAGAAGUUCAUUUGUCACUGGGGCACCUGCGCUAGCAGAAAGCGUUAUCAAAACUGAGAACAUCCAAGACAAAAAUGUGGAGGAAACCAAGAGAGAUGUGAGCCUUGAAGAACUGUUGACAGAUGACAGUCGGAAAAGAGAGAAAAGAAUUAACAAAGAUAAAAAGAGCGUUGACGGGGAGACUCGAUUAAAAAAACUGGCUAGGACGCAAAAAAAGUCAGUAAAUUCUUCGCCGACAUCGACUGUGGAUCUUAGAUGGCCAUCCGGGACUUAUGGACUUCCCAAGCCGGUUAAUGGAUGUCCGACAUCCGAUGACUUUGAAUGGAAGACUGGGUACCGAUUCCACGAUACUGAGGAUGAUGGGACGGAAAAUCAGCAUUCUGACAGUUUUCAUUUGGCGGGAGAAUUCAGCGAUGAAGGAAUAAAACAUGAAUUCUGUAUUAAAUUAGAUGAUACAGGCGAAGGAAGAUGGCCAGAUGGAAAAUACUGCAUUUAUAAAAAGGGAUCCCGCUGCCCUGCUGGCCUUGACGAGGGAUUUGUCAUAUGGGAUGACGAGAACAAAGACAAUAAAAAUUCCAAAGACGGAGAGUUACCCGAAGGUCUUUUCAACGAAGACACCAAGAUUUUCUUCUGCUGCAGUAUUACUGGUUCUGCCGGCAAAGAGAUCACUUUGCCAAACAAAGCCCCGUUCUUCCUAUUUGCUUACGACUCUUAUCUUUGCCAGAAGGUUAAGGGGAUGAGAGUGGAGACAGAGUUCGUCAAAUUUGAUGACGAGGACCGAGGCAAUAUCGAUUAUGAGGGUGGUGAAUUCCCGUUCGGCAUACACCGAGCAGAAAAAGACCACAUGUUUUUUCUAUGUUACUAUACACCGGAGGGACAAAACAACUCUUUGGUGCCAGAUAAAAAAAGUAAUAACUCAUCUUCCUCCAAGAAUGUCAUUCACAAAGAUGGAUUCAAAAAGCACAAGACGAAGUCGGAAGAUAAGCAAGUCGAUAAACUGGAGGAACUGGAAAAAUUACGAAACUCCGAGAAAAUGAUGGAUGCAUUCCUUGCGAGUACUGCUUCGCAUAACAAAGAAACAAACAAAAAUGAGAGGACAAAGACGAUCAUUAAAACUAUCAGGGUCCCCGAACGCGAGAAUACGACCUCAAUAGUUGUAACAACAGCUGGGAUCGUCUUAGGUAUCGUGGUGUUGGGGGCAGUGGUCGGUAUAGUUGUAAUUAAACAUAUCAGGUCAAACCGAGAUGGGAUCAAAGUAGAUUCACUGGAUGAACAAGUUUACACGGCGUCCUCACGGAGAAGUAGCUUCACCACUUCAGAAGAUGAGGUGGAACUCACUGAAGCUGACUUUGAAGAUGAGUUAGUUGAGGACCAAUAUCUACCGUCAGACUCCGAACUAAAGUCAGGCUUAGAACUCAUGUUUCUAAAACAACAAAGACAUUAUUGGACACGGAAAAAGAAGCCUUGAUAUAAAUGCUUCAAGGAUACAAUAGGGAAUCAAGGCUAUUACUGUAAGAGACAUUUAACGGACUUGAAUUUUUCCCAUAAGUACCGUGGUAUGUUACUCGAGGUCACAAAGACAGGUUUCGUGUGUGUCCCCCGUCAAUAUAUCCGUUCUGACUGAGAGCAACAAAACUGAAGAUAAUUGAAUUGUAUCUCGAUGUAAAUAGAGGUAAAGGUAAAACCCACUAAUAGCACAAUUCAUAAAAAGUUGGCAACAAAAAUUGAAAAAUGAGGUACAGAAACAGUAACUGUAGCAAAUACAGUUCACUCAGAUAACUCCCAGUCAGAGUUUGUCCAUCAGUUAAAAGAGGCAAAUAGAUCAUUCAGCAGUAAAAUAACUGAAUUAUCAAAGCUACUUCUGCCAUACCCAAUUUAUCUGCAUUUUCUUAUUUUGGAUGAUUGGUGAGUCAGGGAAAUUUUAAACCACAGUCAGUGGAUAUAAGAGUGACCCCAGUACGUUUUUGUUUCCCUAUUAACUAUCACUGACCACGAAGACAGGAAGUAGUAAUUAGAAACAUGAUGAAAAAUCGCUUUUUAAUUAAAACUGUGAACA